AAACCGCUCCCGAGAGUGGCCGCGUCGUCUCCUCGGCCGUGCUGCCGCCGCUGUCGCCCCCCGCCUGUCCUCCCGCCCGCAGGCAGCAUGAGUGGCCUGCGCGUCUACAGCACUUCGGUCACCGGCUCCCGCGAAAUCAAGUCCCAGCAGAGUGAGGUGACGCGAAUCCUGGAUGGGAAGCGCAUCCAGUACCAGCUAGUGGACAUCUCCCAGGACAACGCCCUGCGGGAAGAGAUGCGAACCUUGGCGGGCAACCCCAAGGCCACCCCACCCCAGAUUGUCAACGGGGACCAGUACUGUGGGGACUAUGAGCUCUUCGUGGAGGCUGUGGAGCAGAACACACUGCAGGAGUUCCUGAAGCUGGCCUGAGCCACGCCCACCACCGUCCACCUCCGCCCCUGGCUCUGCAGGCACACUCCCGUCCUCGCGCCACGGCCACCGGGUGGCCGCCGCCCGCUGUGAAGGGCCUUGUGACCAGUUAUGUCAUUCCUAACCUUCUGACUUUGGCACCCUUCCCCCAGCCCAGGCCCCUCCUCCCCUCUAACCGUAGCCCCUCUUCCCACUCAAAGGCAACAUUCCGAAUCCACUAGUCUUCAACCACAGUUCCAGGGCUAGCUGGCUACCCCAGCCAGGCCUGAGGCGGCCACCUGCCCAGUACUGGCCCAGCAGGCACUAUGUUGGUGCCAGCAGUCAGGGCUCUGCCAAAGGCCCCGCAAUCCCUGUCAGGGGAGCAUGCAGACAAUUAAACAGUCCAUUCCA
Messenger RNA from Echinops telfairi (small Madagascar hedgehog), 759 nucleotides. RefSeq names its product SH3 domain binding glutamate rich protein like 3 (gene SH3BGRL3). The transcript has 3 exons. The record is from RefSeq and is a predicted model, not a curated record. NCBI's taxonomy places the organism in Eukaryota, Metazoa, Chordata, Mammalia, Afrosoricida, Tenrecidae. Gene Ontology annotation, cellular component: cytoplasm. Bases 88 to 369 code for a protein of 93 amino acids.